GUUUAAGACCGGAGCAGCAGUGGAGCGGUUCAUCGCAUACGGUCUGGAUGCAGAUGGAGAGCCCUGAAGGCCUCUGCCCACUCAUUAAUUUGCUGCACAGUUCGUCCUCGGAUGCUGCGCCUCCGCUCGUCUCUGCUUCCACUGCGCAGCCGCACUUUCUCCGGCGGGCAGAAGGCAGAGGCGUCAGACGGGAAAAUGGCCCUCGACAAUCUGAUCUUCGCGCAGUGCAUUCUCUACUUUCUGGCCUUCGUGUUCGGCUUCAUCGCUGUGGUGCCGCUGUCGGAGAACUCGGAGGACUUCGGGGGGAAAUGUCUGCUGUUCACCCGUGGAAUGUGGCAAAAUGAGAACAUCACCGUGUCGAAGCAGCGUUUCAUCGUGGAGGAGUGGGGACCCGAGUGCUCCUGCAGCUUCAUCACUUUUAUCGGGAUUGCAUCCCUCAUCCUAUCCGCAGUGCAGGCAUGGAGGCUGCUGUUCUUUUUGUGCAAAGGACACGACGACUCAUUUUUCAAUGCCUUCCUCAACCUGAUGAUAAGCUCCCUGGUGAUGUUCACCAUCUUCCUGUCCAGCACCAUUGUCAGCGUGGGUUUCAACCUGUGGUGCGAUGCAGUCACUGAGAGUGGGACCAUGCCUAACAGCUGUGAGGAGCUGCAGGACACGGACCUUGAACUCGGCGUGGACAAUUCUGCCUUCUAUGACCAGUUUGUAAUAGCUCAGUUUGGCCUUUGGGCAGCCUGGCUGUCCUGGCUUGGGAUCACAGUAUUAGCCUUCCUGAAGGUCUACCAUAACUACAGACAGGAGGAUCUGCUCGACUCCCUGAUCCACGAGAAGGAACUGCUGCUCAGCCGCUCUUCACGCUGCAACUCUGACCUCAAAACUGGCUUGAUCUAGAAACUACAACUCUCUCAUCUCUGCCCUACAGUGCUCGUCACAAGUUCACAUACGCUCGACAUCCACAUGGAUCUCAUUUUAGAUAUUGAUGAUGCAUUUGAACCGUUUUUUAGGGUGGGCUGAUAAUACAACAAACAACUUCACAGAAUUUCAUAGACAAUUACAUCCACAAGUUAUCUCUAAUUUAUUGGUCAAAAUGUCAGGUUAGGUUGUGGAGAUGUUAAAUUCUGGGCUUAAAUUUUUACUACUGUUUUGGAAAAAAAAAUUAUUUGCCAGGCAAUUUUAGUUUAAACCACUCAAUUAGGUUUAUUUAUGUGCUGCACAAAAACAGUCCAAAAUAAAGCUCUCAAUAAAAGCUCAGUCAAACAACCACCACAUAUUUUUUCUUUUCUUUUUUUUUUCUCCCAAGGACAAGACAGUAGAGAGACUGUCUGUCAGAAUUCUUGUUUUAAAAUUCAGUGUAGUGAGUUGCUGUAACACCAGUUUAGCAUAAAAAAACUGUUGAAAUGCACAACUAAAAACCCAAAUAAAUAUGAAAGUUGUUGUGAGUUUAUGUAAACCUACUUGUGACCAGAACUGUAGGUUCUCAUCUGCCAUAAGAUUCACCAACGUUUGCCUGUGGAGACAAUCAAAAUGAAUUGGCUUCUGCUUUACAUUGUCAUAGAAUCAAAUCAAAUGAAUCAUUUUCUUCCUUGUAUGAAAGUCAUAGUCAGACAAAGAUCUCCAGGUUUUAACCACUGCUUGUUGAUUACAAACCAAGCCAACUAUUUACCUGAAAUAUUCACGGUACUUGAGUUUUCUUCAACUCUUAAUUUUCUAGCCACUCAGUAUUUAUGAGUUUGUUUAUUUGUAAAUCAUAUUUCUUUGUAAAGUUUUUGCAUGGUACCCAGUGCAUGACAAGCUGAGCGGGUGGUUUUAGAUAUAAAGAGGUGUAGUUGUUUUCUGGUCUUCUCUAGAUAAACAUUCUCCUUAGGUAGGCUUUUGUUGUGAAAAGGCACAUCUUGGUGAACUCAGGCUCAUUUGCAUGCUUAAACAAAGUAGAUCAAUCUGUGCUUUUGCAGUGUGUUUACACAGCAGCUACCAAUAGUUGUGUAUGACAAAUUGCAUCUCAAAGCAUCAAUAUAUUUAGCAGCUAGUCCAAAAAAGCUUUUAGCAUCAGUGGGAUAUAAAAGAAACAAACAGAUUUUAUGAUGUGCUGUUUAGUGACUGAGGCUUCUUCUUCUCACUUAAUAGGCUACAAAAACAAUGUAUUUUGCUGCUGUGACAUAUGUAUGUAUACCUGCAUGCGUUCCCGUGGCUACUACAUUACAUCCUAUAUUGGUCAGGAAGAGCACAAACAAGCUAUCUGAUUUUGAUAGGCAAUGACAGUUUUAUUCAAAACAAUUGAAAACAUAAAACAAAAGGAACAAAGAAAACCCUCCAUAAAGGCACUUUUUCCAAAGUGACCAUAAAUGUUCAGACAACAGUAAAAAGCAGCUAAGUGUGCAUAUACAGCAGGGGUCUCAAACUCCAGUCCUC
Molecule: messenger RNA, 2406 nt
Organism: Gambusia affinis (western mosquitofish)
Lineage: Eukaryota; Metazoa; Chordata; Actinopteri; Cyprinodontiformes; Poeciliidae
Product: transmembrane protein 179
Exons: 4
Coding region: 112-888 (258 amino acids)
Source: RefSeq, a predicted model, not a curated record